UUCUCAGUUAUUAUUGGUGGUGUUAUUAAUUUCUGGUGCUAAAUUGAGAGAACUCUCUGUAUUCAGAGAGAGAGAGAGAGUGAGAAGAGGGAGGGAGACACAGAGAGAGAGAGAGGAAUCAGAUUAGCCCCUUUGAAUUUCUCUAUCAAAAUCUGAGGACCCAAUUUCUAGGGUUUUGUGGUUCUUCUCCAGGGAUUUGAAGACAUGCAGUCUAAGUCUGAAGCUGCAAAUCGAUUGAGGUCGGAUCCUCAUUCCUUUCAACCUGGCAGUGUUUAUUCUGAACCUUGGUGGCGUGGUGUUGGGUACAAUCCUAUGGCCCAAACAAUGUCUGGGGCAAACGCAUCCAAUUCAUCCUCUGAAGGCCCUAAUGGUGAUUCAGAAUCCAAUGAUGAAGGCCAGUCUUUAUCCAAUAGUGGGAUGAAUGAGGAAGAUGAUGAUGCCACUAAGGAUUCACAGGCUGCUGAUCCUAAUCAAUCAGGAAAUCAUGGUCAAGAACAGCAAGGGGUGCAGCACGCCACAUCGUCUGCUCCGAUACCACAACUGGAACUUGUUGGUCAUUCAAUUGCAUGUGCUCCAAAUCCCUAUCAGGAUCCAUACUAUGGGGGCAUGAUGGCAGCUUAUGGUCACCAGCAGUUGGGGUACGCUCCUUUUAUAGGAAUGCCUCAUGCCAGAAUGCCUUUGCCCCUUGAGAUGGCUCAAGAGCCUGUUUAUGUGAAUGCCAAACAAUACCAAGGAAUUCUACGGCGUAGACAGGCUCGUGCUAAAGCAGAGCUUGAAAGGAAGCUAAUAAAAUCUAGGAAGCCAUAUCUUCAUGAAUCUCGGCAUCAGCAUGCUAUGAGAAGGGCAAGGGGUAGCGGAGGACGAUUUGCAAAGAAAACUGAUCUUGAUAACAACUCAGGCAAGGAAAAGGAUAAUGGUUCUGGUCCGGUCCUGUCAUCACAGUCAAUUAGUAGUUCUGGUUCCGAACCUUUACCUUCUGACGAAACAUGGAAUUCUCCUCACAUGCAACAUGAUGCAAGAGGAUCAAAAGUGGGCGACAGAUUUGAAGCAGCCAAUUAUGAGAAUGGUAGUGGCUCCUACCAUAACAAUAAUGGUUCGCAAUCUUCAAGGUAUCAUCAGCCUUCAGGUGAAAGAGUGGACGAAGGGGACUGUUCUGGCCAGCAACGCGGAAGCGUCUCCUCUAAUGAGGCAUCGCAGAGGCGUCUUGCUAUUCAGUAGAACCGUGCAUGGGGGAUAGAUGCUGAGGUUGGUUUGUAUCCUAGUGAUAUAUUUGGUGAAUACCUUGGUUAUCUAUGAAGUAUGAACAUUCUUGGCAAUAUAUAUAUGCCAAGCGGCAAAUCAUUCUUGGCUUUGUUCUUGUGUUUAUGGGUGUGAUGAUAUGGGGGAAAAGAAUGAUGUUGGGGUAAUCUGAUUUCUGUUGAAGUCAAUGAAUCCUUCAUUCUUUUCUCAUUUUUGCAUUUUGUACAGAGUUGUAGUGGGUAGUCAACUCCAGCUGAUAAUGACAUGGAUGGAUGGUCAGGUCAGGUCAGAAGACUAUGGAGAAACAAACUCUUGAUGUACCAACUCUCGUUUGAUGGGUUUAUCUUUGUGUAACUCAAAACGGUUGUUAAUUUUAACUUGGUACAUUAUUAUUAAGAGAAUGACAUGCAUUUAGUAUUGUUUGUUA
Molecule: messenger RNA, 1666 nt
Organism: Lotus japonicus
Lineage: Eukaryota; Viridiplantae; Streptophyta; Magnoliopsida; Fabales; Fabaceae
Product: nuclear transcription factor Y subunit A-1-like
Exons: 6
Coding region: 205-1218 (337 amino acids)
Biological process (GO): regulation of transcription by RNA polymerase II
Cellular component (GO): CCAAT-binding factor complex
Molecular function (GO): DNA-binding transcription factor activity, RNA polymerase II-specific; RNA polymerase II cis-regulatory region sequence-specific DNA binding
Source: RefSeq, a predicted model, not a curated record